UCCGACUACUUGUCAUCUGUCAAAACUUCAAAGUGCAUGCAAAAUUUCUGUGACGAUUUCUUUUUUAUAAAUUCAAGGCUGGCACGCACGAAGCGUUCGCCUUAAUUAAUCAAAGAAAUUAUUAAAAUCAAGAAUGUCUCGCAACAAGGAAAAAGAAGAAACCGACAAACAAACGCGUAUUGCCAUCGUCAGCGAUGACAAAUGCAAACCAAAACGAUGUCGUCAGGAGUGCAAAAAGUCCUGUCCCGUCGUCCGUAUGGGUAAACUUUGUAUUGAAGUCAGUCCCAUAUCGAAAAUUGCCUCGCUGUCUGAGGAACUUUGUAUUGGUUGCGGUAUUUGUGUGAAGAAAUGUCCAUUCGAUGCUAUUACCAUUAUUAAUGUGCCCAGUAAUCUGGAGAAGCACACUACGCAUCGUUAUUCCAAGAAUUCAUUUAAACUUCAUCGUUUGCCCAUUCCCCGUCCCGGCGAGGUCCUCGGUUUGGUCGGUCAAAAUGGUAUCGGCAAGUCGACAGCUUUGAAGAUCCUUGCCGGUAAACAGAAACCAAAUCUGGGAAGAUACGUUGACCCACCAGAUUGGCAAGAGAUUCUUGCUUAUUUCCGUGGAUCGGAAUUGCAGAAUUACUUUACCAAAAUCCUUGAGGACAAUUUGAAGGCCUUGAUUAAGCCUCAAUACGUUGAUCAGAUUCCCAAGGCAGUGCGUGGCAGUGUUGCCGCACUCCUCGAUCGUAAAGAUGAGCUCAAGAACCAAAAUGAGAUCUGUAAAAUGUUGGAUUUGACUCACAUCCGGGAUCGAGAUGUGGCUGCAUUGUCUGGAGGAGAAUUGCAACGUUUUGCCAUUGCCAUCGUUUGUAUCCAAAACGGAGACAUUCUUAUGUUCGAUGAACCUUCGUCGUAUUUGGAUGUAAAGCAGAGAUUAAACGCCGCUGUUACAAUUCGCAGUUUGAUUCAUGCCGACAAAUUCAUCAUUGUAGUAGAGCACGAUUUGUCUGUGCUGGAUUAUCUUUCUGAUUUUAUUUGUUGCUUGUAUGGAAUUCCUGGAUGCUACGGUGUGGUAACUAUGCCUUUCUCCGUUCGAGAAGGUAUCAAUAUCUUCCUUGACGGUUUCGUUCCAACUGAAAACAUGAGAUUCCGAACUGAAUCAUUGACUUUUAAGGUCUCCGAGUCAGCAACGGAAGAAGAAAUCAAACGAAUGAACCAUUACAUCUAUCCCAAGAUGACCAAGACUUUGGGCGGAUUCAGGCUGGCUGUUCAAGAGGGUCACUUUAGUGAUUCUGAGAUUCUUGUGCUGCUGGGAGAAAACGGUACCGGAAAGACGACCUUCAUUCGAAUGUUAGCUGGCAAUUUGGAACCCGAUGAGGGUUCUGGAAAGCUCCCUGUGCUUAAUAUUUCGUACAAACCACAAAAGAUUUCACCCAAAUCCCAAGGAACUGUCCGUUAUCUAUUGCACGAAAAGAUCCGAGAUGCUUAUGUUCAUCCACAAUUUAUCGCUGAUGUUAUGAAACCAAUGAAGAUCGAAGAAAUCAUGGACCAAGAGGUGCAAAACUUGUCUGGAGGAGAAUUGCAACGUGUUGCCUUGGUGCUGUGCCUGGGAAAACCCGCCGAUGUAUACCUUAUCGAUGAACCAUCUGCGUAUUUGGAUUCCGAACAGCGUUUAGUUGCAGCUAAAGUUAUCAAACGUUACAUUUUGCAUGCCAAGAAGACUGGUUUUAUUGUUGAGCACGAUUUUAUUAUGGCAACUUACUUGGCUGAUCGUGUGAUUGUACUUGAGGGUCAACCUUCGGUGAAUACAACUGCAUUUACUCCACAAUCCCUACUCAAUGGCAUGAAUCGAUUCUUGGAACUGUUGGGAAUUACUUUCCGUCGUGAUCCGAAUAACUUUAGGCCUAGAAUCAAUAAGAAUAAUUCAGUCAAGGAUGUUGAUCAAAAACGAUCAGGACAAUUCUUCUUCUUGGAUGAUCAAAGUAACUAAACGGGGAGAAAUCCACAUGAUUACCAAUCAUAUUCUUGGCUUCCAGAUGAUGAAUGUGGCUUCAAAGACAAACAACAACAACAAACAAACAAAAUUGCUUACUAUUAUGUUCAAAAAAAAAAAAGAUUCUUUUUUUAAAUAA
Molecule: messenger RNA, 2111 nt
Organism: Episyrphus balteatus (marmalade hoverfly)
Lineage: Eukaryota; Metazoa; Arthropoda; Insecta; Diptera; Syrphidae
Gene: pix
Product: protein Pixie
Exons: 6
Coding region: 134-1969 (611 amino acids)
Biological process (GO): ribosomal subunit export from nucleus; translational initiation; translational termination
Molecular function (GO): ribosomal small subunit binding; ATP binding; iron ion binding
Source: RefSeq, a predicted model, not a curated record